Nestor notabilis (Kea) is the source of this 498-nucleotide messenger RNA. RefSeq names its product tRNA (guanine-N(7)-)-methyltransferase non-catalytic subunit WDR4-like. Gene Ontology annotation, cellular component: cytosol; nucleus; tRNA methyltransferase complex. The record is from RefSeq and is a predicted model, not a curated record. Gene Ontology annotation, biological process: RNA (guanine-N7)-methylation. Gene Ontology annotation, molecular function: tRNA (guanine(46)-N7)-methyltransferase activity. The transcript is spliced from 4 exons. The annotation marks the transcript as partial. NCBI's taxonomy places the organism in Eukaryota, Metazoa, Chordata, Aves, Psittaciformes, Psittacidae.
AAAUACACUGUGUCAAGAAUAACCUACUGCUGUCAAGGUGGUUAUGUUGCCAUUCUAUGUGACUGUAUUCCCACAGUCUACAUCUUUCAGCUUGAUGCCGUUGCCAAGCAGCUAGUUUACAAGCAGCAAAUCUCUUUGAAACAUAAAGGUUGGGACAUUGCAUUUGAAGAAACAGGAGACCUAUGGAUUUUACAGGAAGACAGUGAAGCUCCUCUUCAAUUGUACAGACCAUGUGAUGGACAGUGGAAGGCUGUAACUGAUGACAAGGGAUUACAGAAGAUGAUGAAAUAUCUUAAAGACAACUGGACAGUGUUUGAAGGUUUUGUUGGUGCAGAGAGCUACUACAGCAAUCUCUACAAGGCUUCAUUUGAGGACAUGGACACCUACCUACAGAAGAAAGAGGAAAGGUUACAGCAGAAGAAAAAGAAAAGGCAGGAUCUGCAACAUGGUUCAAAUGGACAAACAAAAAAGAUGAAGACGGAAGAAUCAUCGCUAUGA